AUGGAGUUUGAAAGACCUAAUCAAAUUUCAUUAUUUGUGCUUGAGGUAUCAGGGUGUCCUUAUGAUCCAGACCCAGAUAAAAUCAAUAAAGAUAGAAGCAAGCUAAUGAAAGAAGGGAUCUAG
Messenger RNA from Entrophospora sp. SA101, 123 nucleotides. The record is from the annotation of a GenBank genome assembly. NCBI's taxonomy places the organism in Eukaryota, Fungi, Glomeromycota, Glomeromycetes, Entrophosporales, Entrophosporaceae.